CGGAGGGUGUUGGCUGGUUGGGCUGAAGGGCAGGGCGCAUACUUCGUACUGGUUAUGCUGUAGACUACCGGCUACUUUGCGCACUGUCUGUCUGGAUCUAAUCGGCAGCCGAAAGUGCCCAAUGCUUUCUAUCGCCGCUUUGCUAUUUAUCCAUAGAGACCCUUGGAUUUGUACGUGCGCGUCAUUUCUGACCUGUGGAGUGAUUUUACGCACAGGCAAUUUGGGACUGAUUUUAUCGAAUCCGAAUGGAAUCAAACGGCAAAGCGGGAAGACAUGGUUUAGAGGGCGAUGUGGACCUUCAGUUCCUGCUGGUGGGGGGAAAGCUGAUGAAAGUAAAGUCUUCCUCUUGGAAAAAGGAGCGAAUGUACAAGCUGCAUGAUGACAAUGCGACCAUAUGGCAUGAGUCACACAGGAUCUUCAAGAGAAAACAGACCUUUUCCAUUGAUGACGUAGAUUCUGUGCGUAAGGGCCGUCAGUCGGAGGGUCUUCAGAAGCACACAGAGGCCCACGUUGAGGACCGCUGUUUCUCCAUCUUCUUUAAGGGCCGCAGGAGGAACCUGGACCUGGUGGCGACCUCGGCAGAGGAGGCUAGGCAGUGGGUCAGUGGUCUGGAGAAGAUCAUCUCUAACAUGAAGAAACUCAACCGCCAGCAGACGAGCGAGCACUGGAUCUUCAACUGUAUGAGGAAAGCAGACAAGAACAAGGACAACAUGAUGACCCUGAAGGAGCUGAAGCACUUCCUCCGCCAGAUCAACAUCGAGGUGGACGAGACCUACGCUAAAUUGCUGUUUACAAAAUGUGACACGUCAAACUCUGGCACCCUGGAGGGUUCUGAAAUCAAACACUUCUAUGACCUGUUGACUCACCGGGAGGAGAUCGAUGUGAUCUACGAGAAGCACGCCGCCACGGGGGGGCACAUGAGCGCCCAGGACCUGCUCAACUUCCUGCUGAAUGAGCAGCGUGAGGUGGCCACCUUGGAGGACGCCUUAAGACUCAUAGAGAAAUACGAGCUGGAUGACUCAGCAAAGCAUAUGAAUCACAUGACCAAAGAUGGCUUCCUGAUGUACCUGCAACAGGAGGAGGGGUCUAUCUUCAACCCCGCCCACAAGAAGGUGUUCCAGGAUAUGAGCCAGCCAAUCAACCACUACUUUAUCAGCUCUUCCCACAACACCUACCUGAUGGAAGACCAGCUCAAAGGCCCCAGCAGCACAGAGGCCUACAUCAAGGCCCUGAUGAAGAGUUGUCGCUGUGUGGAGUUAGACUGUUGGGACGGGGCCCAUGGGGAGCCAGUCAUCUACCAUGGCCACACCCUCACCUCCAAGGUCCUGUUUAAAGAUGUCAUCAAGGCCAUCAAGGAGUAUGCCUUCAAGACAUCAGAGUACCCAGUGAUCCUGUCCCUGGAGAACCACUGUACACUGGAGCAGCAGAAACUGAUGGCCAAGCACAUGAUCUCCAUCCUGGGCAGCGCCCUGCUCACCUCCCCCCUGGAGGACCAGAUGCCCACUGCCUUCCCCUCACCCCAGGAGUUGAAGGGUCGGUUCAUCAUCAAGGGGAAACGUCUCAACAAGCUGGAUGCCGUCUUCAGCAAUACUAGUCCUGGAGUAGAGGAAGACUGUGUCUCCGAGGAGGACGAGGCUGCAGAGACCAACAACUCCAAGACAGACACCAACGGACAGAAGGCCAAAGACAAGAAGUCAAAGAUCAAGCUAGCCAAGCAGCUGUCUGAUCUGGUGAUCUACUGUAAGAGUGUCCACUUCUCAGGGUUUGAGCACGCUAAAGACAACCAGGCCUUCUAUGAGAUGUCCUCCUUUAAAGAGAGCAAGGCUGUUAACCUGGCUGAGACUGCAGCUAAUGCCUUUAUCCACCACAACAUGACCAAGCUGAGCCGUAUCUACCCAGCUGGCUCCAGAACAGCCUCCUCCAACUACAACCCAGUUCCCCUGUGGAACGCAGGCUGUCAGAUAGUGGCGCUGAACUUCCAGACUCCAUCUAAGGAGAUGGACCUGAACCAGGGCAGGUUCCGAUCCAACGGGCUGAGUGGAUACAUCCUGAAGCCUGAAUUCCAGAGAUACGCUGGGUCAGAGUUCAAUCCUAUGACCCUAACCAAGGGACCCUGGAUCAAACACAAGGCCUUCCACAUCAUGGUGAUCUCAGCCCAGCAGCUGCCCAAGCUAAACAAGGACAAGCCUAAAUCCAUCGUGGACCCGCUGGUUAAAGUGGAGAUCUACGGUGUUCCAGCUGACACGUGCAGCAAGGAGACACGCUCCAUCGAGAACAACGGUUUUAAUCCCAUGUGGAAUGAGACGUUCCAGUUUGACAUCCAGGUACCAGAGCUGGCCAUGUUGCGUUUCCUGGUCGAAGACUAUGACGCCACCUCACAGAACGACCUGAUUGGACAUUACUGCCUGCCACUGACCAGUCUACAGAACGGUUACCGCCACGUCCCUCUGCUCACCAAGCGUAGUGAUGUCAUCCCCUCCGCCGGCCUGUUUGUUCACCUCAUGCUGCUGGACGCCAAAUAGAUCCCUCCCACUUCACGCUGACCCCUCCCACAUCACGCUGACCCCUCCCACAUCACACUGACGCCUCCCACAUCACACUGACCCCUCCCACAUCACGCUGACCCCUCCCACAUCACGCUGACCCCUCCCACAUCACACUGACCCCUCCCACAUCACACUGACCCCUCCCACAUCACGCUGACCCCUCCCACAUCAC
Molecule: messenger RNA, 2718 nt
Organism: Oncorhynchus keta (chum salmon)
Lineage: Eukaryota; Metazoa; Chordata; Actinopteri; Salmoniformes; Salmonidae
Gene: plcd1a
Product: phospholipase C, delta 1a
Exons: 15
Coding region: 246-2522 (758 amino acids)
Biological process (GO): lipid metabolic process; phosphatidylinositol-mediated signaling
Molecular function (GO): calcium ion binding; phosphatidylinositol-4,5-bisphosphate phospholipase C activity
Source: RefSeq, a predicted model, not a curated record